This is a messenger RNA of Prorocentrum cordatum, 2542 nucleotides long. Lineage: Eukaryota; Dinophyceae; Prorocentrales; Prorocentraceae. The record is from the annotation of a GenBank genome assembly.
UCAAGAUCGAUACAUUCAGCAUUCCGUAGCCAUUGUGCUCGAGCCAUCCCGGCCCAAGGCGUUGUUGGGUCCGCACCCCGAAUCGCACCACACACCGCAUACAUAUUCUAUCCGUGCAGAGCACCGCCUGAUGGCGGCCAUCGGACAUCCAGCAUCAUGUUUGUCUUGUGCUCUGCUCUUGCAGCUUCUGAUGACGCACCACCUCUUCUGUGCGGCGCUGAGGUUGGGAGACUCGCCCCACGACGGCGAGCCCGACUAUGCUGGACAGUUGCGCGCUGCCACCGCAGGCAACGUGACGCGCACGGUGGUAACAGGGCCGCUCAAGAAGAUAAGCGAAGCGAUCGACGAAUUUCUGAUCCCGCGCGUGGAGUGGAGGUUCAGCCAUUGUAGUGGGAAUUGGCGGAAGUCGAAGUGUGUCCUUCUGCGCGUGCCGGACAAGGCCUUCCGCCAUUUUCUCACGUUGGACUCGUUGCAGUUCCCUGCCGAUGCGAAAGAUCCUAACAGGUGCCGCGCCACCGUCAUGACUUCCAGCGGCUGGGUCGGGCAGGCCACGCAAGAAGAGUUCUAUUUCGGUUUUGAGCAGUGGGUCAGCGAGGUUCGAGAUUCCCACAAACGAACUGCUUUUCUGCCUGUGUGGUCUGAUCCACGUCUGGACAGUCAUCCCGCGGAGUAUUUCAGUCCGUUCUGUGGGGAGGUGGACGUAUCCCCCAUGACAAAUAGCACAGUCUCCCCCAUGACGAGGCAGGAAUGCUUUUUCUUGCCGACGUCCAGCUGCACGAUGGACACUGCACAUUGGGGGAAGAGCUUGGUGAAUGGUAACGUUGAUAUGGCUGUGCCGUUCCGUCACCGGUUGUCCAAGCCAUUUGACGGCCUUGGUGUCGGCGACCUUCAUGUUAUGUGGCAGAUGCUCUUCUUCCGUCAGAACGCGAGGACACGAAACGAGAUCGCCCGCCGUGAAGCAGAGUGGCGCUCCAAGAACCAAGCGUGGCCUGCGUCGGGAACAGGCCCCGCUUGCGCGGCGAUCCAUGUCCGCCACGGGGACAAGCUCACACCGUUCUGGAUACGAGAGCACGAUACCAUCGCUGGAGGUUUCAAUAAGAGCUUCGACGACUAUUUAGACGUGGCGCUUAAGAUGAUGGAGGACAAGCCUCAGCUGACAGACGCUUCUCGGAGCAAGAAACUUCCGCUAAUAUUUCUGAUGACCGACGACGCUGACAUCAUCGCGGUGGCGAAGGGUUCUCGACGGGCCAUCAUCCAUACCGUGCCCCCGAGCACACCGCUCAACAGCUUGUCAGACUUCUACAAAGAUAAAGACUCCAUUGGAAGCAGCGACUUUGGAUACUCGGCGGCCACUUCUGGGGACAUGUUGUCAUGGUUGUUGUCCAUCCGCCUCAUGAGCGCUUGUAAUUUCUUUGUCGGUAACACGGAGAGCUCGUUCUCAAGGUUUUUGUAUUAUGGUAUGUGCGAGCAGCGCAACGGCAGAUGCCCUCGCAUCUUCAGUUUUGGCCGGAGACAUGAACAAGAUGAUAUGCCGACCAUGUUUGAGGAAUGAGUUGCUCCAAAGGUAGUAUCAAUGAGGAGAUCCAAAAUUUGUGCAGCCGAGCUUCAUUAUGUUGCAAGUCUCUUCUACGCAUAGGGAUUUCUCAACCAGAGUCUUGCCAAUUAGUCGUUUGCCAUGGUGGUGCACAUUUUUGCACCGGUCCCUGUUGCCCUCUUGCCCUCUUCCCCUUGGUGGUAAACAAGAGCGCCCUCUUGCCUGGCCUUCGACCACGCAGCGGCGUCCUUGACCGCCUGGUUCGGCAGCGCGUGCUGCCCCCGUGGGCAUCAGCAGGAGCUUUCGUCGCUCACAGCAUGUGGCGCAUUGAAUAUACAGUAGUCACAAAUUGCGUUCUGUGCGCCGUGUUUAAAGCGGGCAUCACUGGAGGCUGCUACUCAUGCAGUUGAAAGCCCUUUCUCCUCGAGACAUUCGAAUAUUCCUGUGAGAGAAAAAAGAUCGAUACACUCAGCAUUGCAAUUGCUCGUCGCCCAGCCAGGUGUCUUGAAAACGUUGCCAUGCCUCACAUUUCUAUAUUCCAUUCCGGAUUCGUGGGUCGAUCAUGCUUCGUAACCAGCCACACGGCCGCCUCAGACUUGUUGCACGCAGUUGACUCCCUAACCCCUACUUGGCUAGGCCCCCUUUUUCGUCCGCCCCGACCGUACUUGUAUGACCGUGUCUGACUGAGCCAUGUUGGCAGCCCACUACGGCAUUUGGAGCGCCGCGCGUUUCGACCCAAGGCUUAGCGGUACGUGCCAGUGCCGGAUUGGAUGGCGGCCCGAGCGCAGCAGGCACGGAAGGUGGUGCAGGAUUCCUGAGUUUGUAGGCCCGCCUGUCGCGCCCGCAGCUGGAUCGCAAUGUGAUACGUGGUGAUAUUGUCCUAAGAAGGACACGAACCUCUGAACAUACAUUUUCCGAGCUCCGCGCGGAUUUCUUGGAUCGGCGUUGGGCCCACCUGGCGGCGCCUCCAGCGCCGCCCCCGGCGCCGGAGGCGCCCAAACUUCUCCG